UUGCAUGAAAGAAAAAAUAGGCUCAGACCCAGACUGGAGAAAGAUAUUCUGAAACAAAAUUUCACGCAGCUUCCAGAGCCAGUAGAAUCCCUAAGAAGAUGAGGGACGCACCGAAGAGGCAAGGAGGCCGACCACUGUCCCCACCUGCUAGAGGCCCUCCACCUCCUCCUCCUCCUCCACGCCCUCGCUUCGAACCUGUUGAUCGCGAAAAGACUUGCCCGCUGCUGCUGCGAGUGUUUACUAAGGCUGGAGGUCAUCAUACCAAUGAGGAAUUUGCAGUGAGAGGCAAGGAGCCCAAGGACGAGGUUCAAAUUUAUACGUGGAAGGAUGCAACUCUUAGAGAGUUAACUGAUCUUGUUAAAGAAGUGGCUCCAGCUGCAAGGAGAAGAAAUGCAAAGCUCUCCUUCGCAUUUGUUUAUCCUGAUAAACAUGGCCGCUUCUUAGUUAGAGAGGUGGGGAAGGCUUUUUCAUAUGGAAAUGGAAGAUUAGAUGAUGGCAAGGCUUUAGCUGAACUUGGUUUUGAGAUUGGUGAUUACUUGGAUGUGGCAAUUCUAUAGAUGCGUUGCAGGUUCCAUCAUUUUGGUUGUCUUUUUGGGUCUUGUCCCUUGUCAAUUAGGUUAUUCUAGAAUUUAAAGAUUGUUCUCGUGUAUGUACAUUCUUGUGAACUUAGUGGUAAUUGAAGUUACUUGAACUGAAAAUUUUAGUUUCUUGCCACUAGUGAAGAACAGAUCAAAAGAAUACGUUUUCUUGCC
Prosopis cineraria is the source of this 752-nucleotide messenger RNA. RefSeq names its product histone deacetylase complex subunit SAP18. Gene Ontology annotation, cellular component: nucleus. Bases 99 to 557 code for a protein of 152 amino acids. The record is from RefSeq and is a predicted model, not a curated record. Gene Ontology annotation, molecular function: transcription factor binding; transcription corepressor activity. The transcript has 6 exons. Lineage: Eukaryota; Viridiplantae; Streptophyta; Magnoliopsida; Fabales; Fabaceae. Gene Ontology annotation, biological process: negative regulation of DNA-templated transcription.